Messenger RNA from Rana temporaria (common frog), 2840 nucleotides. It is a transcript of the gene R3HCC1, whose product is annotated as R3H domain and coiled-coil containing 1. Gene Ontology annotation, molecular function: nucleic acid binding. The transcript has 8 exons. Bases 151 to 2316 code for a protein of 721 amino acids. NCBI's taxonomy places the organism in Eukaryota, Metazoa, Chordata, Amphibia, Anura, Ranidae. The record is from RefSeq and is a predicted model, not a curated record.
UCUAUCCCGGCAGGUACUGGAGGGAGCCGGGUGAGGGGUCGGGGGUAUUACACACAAGCUUUCUCCUUAUUUGGUACGUGGAGCGUUGUAAACCUGGAUCCACCGUGUAUAGAUGGGGUGUACCUCUCUGGACUGGAGCAUGAUUUCUACAUGCUUGUGUCAGCAGAACUUGACCACUUUAUACAACAGGGAAACCACAAGGCAGUUCUUUUGUUCCCGCCUGUCUCUAGCCGACUGCGUUACCUUAUCCACCGGCUCGCAGAGCCUUAUAAUGGACUUAGCAGCUUUUCUGUAGGUGAAGGGUGGCAGCGCCGCACUGUAUUAUGCCAUGUAGAGAUCAGGCUCCCAUCACAAAGUGAAGAAUCCAGCGAUGCAGCAGAUAAAAGUUACAGCCGAACUUGGCGUGGCUCUUACAACAAAAAAUCAGAGACUGGCAGAGGAAGACAAAACUGGAGGCAGAGAAAGGAUGCAAGACCAGACCGAGGAAUGUAUGCAGCUAAGGGGAAGCCUUGGUGGAAAGUUAGAGAAGAACAGAGAAUAAAGGACAUAGAAGACAGCCAGACUAAAGAACCAGAAGUUAGAGAGUGCCAUAGAUAUACAUAUCACAGGGGACAACUGAUGCAAGUGACGAAAAAAGAAAACACGAAUGGACAGGAAAGCGCAGUGUCUGAGACAGGCAAAAUGGAAGGUUUGGACAGAGCAGAGGAGAGUUUGGUGGACCUUGAGGUACCAGAGCAUGGAUCACAGGACCACAAGUUACCAAAGGAAAGUCUGAGCAGUCAAGAUAUGAUAGAAAAGAUGGACAGAGAAAUGGCAGAUGCACAGGGAACAUUUGUGCAUGGCACAAGGGAGGAAGACCAAAAUGUGUCCGAUACUGUCAUGGAAAAAUGUGAAAGAGCCGUGGCCUCUUUUGGACAGGAGAAUCCAGAUGGGAUAUCAAAAGUCCCUGAUGAGGUGCAGGACCACACAGGAGUGCUGAUCCCAAGUAGUGUGAAUGAGUUGUCAAAGAGCCUAGAUGGUCUGAAGGUCGGUGAGAAGAUGCAGGUGAAGCAAGAUGAGGAAGAAAUUACAAAUAUCUCAGAAGAGCUAAAGGACCUAACAAAGGGAUCAGAGAGCCAAAGAGUGGUAGAAAAGCCAGCAAAGAAUGCAGAAAAGCUAGAGAAGGAAUCGCAGGAUCUGGAAGAGAAUAGAGAGAGUCCUGUACCGGUGCAAAGAUCCCAGGAAAUUGAUCAAUCUAAAGGCAUUGCAGAAUAUCAAAAUGUUGAAAAGCCAGUGGAAAGUCACAUAGGAACACACAGCAAAACAGCGGACCAUGAAGUGAGGACCGAAGAAGGCAUGGAAAAAUCUGAGAAUACAUCAAUUGCAGACCAAAUCUAUGAUACAGAUGCAUCUGAAGACAAUAGAGCCGAUAUAACAGAAACCGCCGACUGUGGCAAAGUACAAGACGAUGCAAUAAUAGACUCCAAACCAGACAAUGGAUGCAAUCCUUCAGAGUGCAAUGAUGCAAAUAGUGAAAGUGUAACUGGUAAAAACAAACUUGAAAUAAUUAGUAAUGAUGUGGAGAUGGAAACAACCAGUUUAGAAUCUGCCUCAAAUAUUCUAUUCGAAAAUGUGUGCUGUGUUCCCAGUGUAGAUGGUGGCAAUAAUACUAGGAAAGAUGAAAAAGUACAAGUGUCUGGUGGUGAUAGCACAGAGUCUGCGAUACCGGAAUCACACUUGCCAGCUGACAAAACAGGGGAAGAAGACAAAAGUGUGACAGAAAUUUCUAAGACUAGUAUCAGCUCUAUGCUAACAGAAGUGGAAAUGUCAAAAGGUAACGAUGAAGAUCCGCAGAAGAUGCUUGAGCAAAUUAUGACUGAGAUUAUUGCCCAUGUAAGUGAGAAGGAUGUGCACAUCCAGCCUCUCUUGUCUGAUUUCUCAGAAUUUGCAGAAACUCGGGUGGAUCACGGGAGAUUUGGCCAUAUUAUUGAGGUGUAUGGCUUUUCCUCCACACUUGGCACUGAGGAUCUGAUGGAGCCGUUUCAAAAUUACAGAGACAGAGGUUUCCACCUGCAGUGGGUUGAUCAGUCGCAUGCCCUGGGAAUAUUUUCCAGUCCCGAGGAUGCAUAUGCUGCAUCCUGCAGGACUCACUCUGCUAUGAAGUUCCGUCCUUUGUCUCAGGGCAGCCGUCAGUCCAAAAUGCUGGCCCAUGAGAGAACAGUAUCUGUGCAGCCUUACAAGGACAGGCCUCCGACGGAUGCAUCUGUGGCGAAGAGAAUGGUGAACAGAGCACUAGGGCAGCAGACACAAGAGGCUGAUGAGUCUGUGAAGGAGUGAGCUUGGAAUCUUUCGGCACUGAGUGUUCAUACAAAGUCUACAGCACGCUACAUGGGUUUUCUGCACACUAGAGGUGCAGCACAGGCAUAUGUGGCCAAAGAGGUCCAUCUGUUUAAGGAAUUUUGGCUUUGCACAUAGGGUGACCUUUAACAAUAUACAGAUUUUCUUACUUUCCUUAGAUCUGCCUGGCUCAGAAAAUGUAAAAUUUGUAUGAAGGAGACAAUAUACUAUAGUAUGGAAGCCCAUGAAGUUUAUUCUAGGACCACGUAUGCUUUCUUUUUCUCAUGAGCUGUUUAAUUAAUUAGGCAAGGAAGGCUAUUAUCCCAUAAAUCCUUUUUGUUAAAGAAGCCACCAUCCUCUGCCUUUUCAAGUGCCUUGAAGCAGCAGAGAUGUGGAAGUUUAUUUUCUUUUGUUUGAAAUAUCGCUGCAAAACUAAAGUAAUUUUAUGUUUUGAUCUGUUGCUGUUUAAUGUGGAUGCCAUGUUUUUUUAGCAUGUGACCAUAACAUGAUGUAAUUGGCAGCUG